Molecule: messenger RNA, 2006 nt
Organism: Paramisgurnus dabryanus
Lineage: Eukaryota; Metazoa; Chordata; Actinopteri; Cypriniformes; Cobitidae
Gene: tp53i3
Product: tumor protein p53 inducible protein 3
Molecular function (GO): NADPH binding; quinone reductase (NADPH) activity; quinone binding
Source: RefSeq, a predicted model, not a curated record
UGUCAUAUGUGCGUUUCAAUUGCGCAGAAACAGACACUAAAAUGAACAGUUUGUGUAAAUAUCGCUGAGUUUAUGUAGCAUGAUUUAUAACUUUAAAUGCUAUGUGUAACAUAAGUAUGUUCUGAUAGUAUAUAGAUUACGUUUAUAUGUGUCAUUAAGACAUUUAUGAAAUUAAAAGGAAAACAUUUUUGUGGUUGUUUUGUUAUGUCAUUAUGUCAACAGACCAAAUGCCCAAAGAGAAUCAAUCAAUGCUGGCAGUAUGUGUGAAUGAAGCAAACACACUGUAUUUAAAACAAGUUCCCCGGCCUGAGGCUAAAGAUGGACAGCUGCUUAUUAAAGUCACUACAACUGCUCUGAACAGAGCUGAUCUUCUUCAGAAAAGAGGCCUUUACCCGCCUCCACCCGGAGAGAGUGAUAUCUUGGGUCUGGAGGUUAGUGGGGAGAUCGCUGGCAUUGGUCCUGGGGUCCAGACGAGCUGGAAACUGGGAGACACAGUAAUGGCUUUGCUCGGAGGAGGGGGUUAUGCCGAAUAUGUGGCUGUUCCAGAAGAGCUUGUCAUGCCCGUUCCAUCACAACUCACUCUCUGUCAGGCUGCAGCCAUACCUGAGGCCUGGCUCACUGCUUAUCAGCUUCUGCACCUCGUUGCCAAAGUGAGACCGAACGAGACGGUGUUGAUUCACGCUGGAGCGAGUGGAGUUGGUAGCGCUGCCAUUCAGCUGGUUCGAUUGUGUCGUGCCGUUCCGAUAGUAACAGCAGGAAGUUCAGAAAAGUUACGUUUCACAGAGCAACUGGGCGCAGCUGCAGGAAUCAAUUACAGAGAGAAAGAUUUUUCUGAAGAGGUUUUGCACUUCACUGAAGAGCAAAGAAUUUAUACAGGUUUGCAGAAAGGUGAGGGCAAGGGUGUUGAUAUAAUUCUGGACUGUGUCGGUGGAUCUUGUUGGGAACAGAACGUUCGUAGUCUCGCAGCAGAUGGAAGAUGGGUGCUUUAUGGCACAUUGGGAGGUAAAACGGUGGAUGGAGAUUUUCUUGGCAAGCUUUUAAUGAAAAGAGGGAAUCUUCUUUGCAGUCUCCUCAGAUCAAGAAGUUUACAGUAUAAAGCAGAGCUUGUAAGAAGUUUUACCGAGGAGAUUUUGCCACAUUUCCAGUUAACAGAUCCACCGCUGUGGCCUGUGAUUGACAGCACAUUCAACAUGGACAACAUUGAAAAUGCCCAUCGACGUAUGGAGGCCAAUAAAAAUAUUGGGAAAAUAAUUAUAAAAAUAGGAAAAUCUUGAUCAUUUAAUGGAAUCUACUCUGAUUUAUCUCCUGGCCUGACCCAUGGCACUGUUUAUUUAGAGCAAGAUUCAGCAUAAACUGUAUCAUGUGUCAUUUAUAAUAUCAUUUUGAAUAGGAUUUAACACCGUCAGAGUUUUUUUAAACCAGAAGACAUCACAAGACUCACAUAGAUAAGUAUAGUGCCAGUGCAAGAAAAUACAUAAAAUGUAUCCUCAUUGUUGUAAAAUGUAGGCCUUGUGUUAAAUAUUAAACAACACAUGUGUAAGCCUAUAAAUACCUCAGAGGUGUUUAUGAGGGUGGUUUCAAAGUUCCAGAAAUAGACAUAAAGUCAUUGUAUAAGUGGUGCUGGCAAUAUUCUAAGGGUUAAGAAGUUAAACUAAACUGGGCACUCGUCCAGACCGUUUACCUGUCUUCAGUUUGUGAUAGUCCAGCUUCUUGUGACCCUACAUAGAUGGAUUUAAAGUCAGCAAAGGUGGAAGAAACAUUUCAAUCAUUUAUACCAAAAUCUCAAUCUGUUAGUAUUAAUAAUAAUUAUUAAUCUUAUUUUUACAAUAAUAUUUUUUAUUUGUAUUAAUUAAUUUGACAUUUUUACCUUUUUUAUUAUGUUUUUGUCCUUUUCCUUAAUUUGUGUUCUUUGAUAAUAAUAAUAAUAGAUGAUCUGAAGGGCUCUUAAAGCACCAGAGAUUUAACAUUCAUGAAAAUUAUGAUGAUAUUUUGUAGUAAAAUAUAAU